CUUAAUAACUUUUCCGCCAGCAAAAUCAGUGCCACGCUCCGAGAAUGGAAUUAUUAGCCAACGAUACUCUCUCGCUUUUUCCUGAUGGAUUGACGCUAAUGCCCACGAUCACAGUUUGUAAGCGGUUCUCAAGGCAACCAAGGCCUGCUACUUUGAAGUCUGCCAAUGCUGCAAUCUCGAUGUCUCUCUGAUUUUCUGCUUCAACUGCCUUGGAUGAUAUAAACACAAGAUCAGCCCUGUCUGUCUGACUGUCUGACUGGCUGACUGGCUGUGAGCUGUUGGUGAGCCCCUGAGGGUUUAAUAACCCAGCCUGACCACAAAACGCAACCUCGGAGUGCCUCAUGGACUGUAUGCACACGCCGCUUGGAUUUAAGCAACAGGGUAUCAAGUGUCCCAAGUGACAAAGGUGUCCAUAAGACGGACAUAGGCCUUCAGCCAGUAGGCUAGAUUCUAAGCCAUGGCUUUGGAGGUGGUCUUCAGAGGAGCAGCCAAUCAGGAUACUGGGCGACACCAGACCUGGCUAGAGGUCAGAGGUCAGAUCUGAGAGAGGAUGGAGACCAGAGGGCAACGCACAAGGGCAGGAAUUUUGUUCUGGACCCCCGCUCCUCAACGCCCCUCUCCCUUCAGCUCCAUAGGCUCAGAGGUGGACUGGGGGGAAGAGGAAGAGGAGGAUGAAGAAGGUUGGGACAGGAAAGCAGAAGAAGAGGAGGGCUUCCACACCCAGAUGGAUGAGAACGGGAUCAUAGGACUGGACGAGGCCUUGGAGGAUGUGGAUCUGGGAGGAGAAGAGGAGGGAGAGGAGAAUCCACCCCGGUACUCUGGAGCCUUGGAGGGGUCCCUGUCCCCCAGUAGGCCAGGUGGGCUGGGGCUGGUAAACCCUCUGGAGGAGCUGAGUUGUAACCUGAGUGAGCUGCAGGAUUCUGAGCCACCUGGAGAGGACAGGCACGCGCUGUCACUCUAUGACGAUCUCCUGGAGGACAAGGACAGUGUGGAGAUCUGGAGUGAGGAAGAGGAGCAGCAGAAGGUUGAAGAGGAGCAGAGCUGCGUGGUCGACAGGCAGCGGAUGGAGCAUCUCCCAGAGAGAGACAGACAGCUGGACAUGACGGAGGACGAGAAGGAGGUAGAGGAGGAUGGAGAGGAGGAGGUGGACAGCGAGCCACACGCACACACUGACAUGAUGGCAUAUCCUGUCAUAGCCGAGGCUGGGUCUGGCUGGGAUCAGGGCCUUAGUGUCAGAGGAGAAGAGUGGGAGAAGGAGGAGAGAGAGGUCCGUGCUAUAGGCAGUUAUAGGGCCGACCUACAAAUAGAGGAGACUAGUGAACUCUCAGAGAGUGACAACAGAGGGGGGGGACGGUUGGGAGAGAGUGUGUCUGGAAACCUAAUUUUCCCUCCCGACCUGCUCUGUUCAUCCCCCCAGUCUCUUCCCUCCCCUCCCAGGAGUUCUACCUUUCCUCACCUCCUCCAUUUCUCCUCCGAGGAGUUGGCCUAUGCUGCAGGGAUUGAAGCUGAGACGUUCCCGGAGGAUCCCACCUUCACAGAGAGCCUUCCGGAAUCCCGCAGCAGCCGGAUGAGCAGCGCCCCCAGGCCUCAUUGGGCGCUUGAGUCAGGGGGGGAGGAUCUCAAGCCUAGGACCUCCCCUUACCCAGCAGCUAUCUCUCCCGACUGUGGGAUAUCUUACCAACUCGGUGAGAGAAAAGAAAGGGGUGGAGAGAGCCCACAGGAUGAGGCAGGCGUUAACCAUCGGCAACAUCCUUAUCCGAGAAAGAUAAGACAGAGCUUAUCUGACACCCCACAAGCCAUGGUUUGUUCCUCUCAGAAAUCCUGGCAUGUACCCUCACAGUCCCCCCUUCACAGCAGCACCAAGGACUGGAGCCAGCAGACCCUCAGGGAGAGCCCCCCCAAACACCAACCCAGGAGUCAGGACCCUGACAUGGACGAGGGCCGAAGAGGCCCACUGACCUACCCCACCCCAGACUUCUCCAAGGUAGAGCCCAGGGUCCACUUCCCUAAGAGCGGCUACACCCCCCCCAAGAGCAAAGGCUCCCCCAGAAAGAGGUCUCUGUCAGUGGAGCCCCCCCUGGUGUUCAAGUCCCCUGCUGACAUAGUGAGAGAGGUGCUGCUGAGCAGUACAGACGGACCCCAAUCCCCCUCGCCGCCCAACGGGCCCCACAGGCCCCUAAACUCUAUGGUGCCAGAGGAUUUCAGAUGCCCACAACAGGCCAGCACUCUGGUACAGCAGCUGCAGGAGGACUACAACAGGCUGCUGACCAAGUAUGCUGAGGCAGAGAACACUAUUGAUCGGAUGCGUCUGGAAGCCAAGGUGAGCCUCUACUCCGACCCUCCCAAGCCCAGUCACGCUGUCCAAUCAGGUGUACUCCAUGAAGGGUCAAAGGUCAUGACCCUAACUUUUCCCCACGCUCAGAGAGCGGAGCUCAGCUCGGGCUCUGUUUACCUAAAUGGACAGGCUGCCCACCAAGGACAUAGUGGAGUCUCCACUGUCUGUCCCUCCUCAGCGGCCUCCUCAUCCCCCAGAAGCCUGGGCCCUGGAGUUGGAGAGCAGCUGACCAGGGCUCUCUCAAAGCAGGCUGAGAGGUUCCUCCAGCAGGUGCAAACAUUUGAAGAGCUCCUGAGGAGAGGGAAACUUAAACCAUUUGAGCAGAUGAAGGGUUUGUCCCAGCUGCUGCAGGGGCAGGAUUCUAUGGAAAGAGGUUAUCUAGCAGCACGAGACGAACACAGACUUCUACUGCAGAGAGGGGCCGAGCUGGGCCCCUUUGACCCCGGCAGGGAGUUGGAGGGCCGUAUAUUCCAGUGUGGGAUGCGUGUGGAGGAGCUCAAGGAACAGGUGGAGCAGACUGAACAGGAUCGGCCCACCUCAGAAGCUCCUCCCACUCCACCUCCUCACCCCACCCCCUACUCCAUGUCUGCAGGGGGCAGCGAGCCCAUGCCACUCCCUGAGAGCCCAGUGUUACCUCUGCCAGGGGAGUCUGGGGUGGGGGUGGAGGUGGAGGUUAGCUCGGCCAGCGGAGAGAGCGAGGGAGAGGAGGGAGGGAUGCCGUCCCUGCUCCUCCAUCCCUUACGUCACAAACACAAAUGCGUAGAGAGAGACUUCAGCAUGCUGAUGGACCACUACCAGAGUUUCAGGGAGCUGCCCAGACUGCUAGACCUGGAUCUGACAGAGGGCCAUGACUCCUCUGAUGCAGGAGAAAAAGCCACACAUUCAGGUAGUGAGGGGACAAGAGAGGGACCACACCCAAGGACAGGGAGGGAGAAGGGCCACACAAGUCUCGCUCAGAGACGGCCAAUGCAAGGUCAGCAGGCCGCUACAUUCUUUCCAACGGCGAGACCAAGGACCAGCAAAUCAGUUCCUCCUUCCCCAAAGGACCUCAGCCAGUCCACUGCAUUUCCUGAUCUCCUGGCCAAUGACAGCAAGAGGUCAGAGGUCAGGAAGUCUCAUGGCAGCAGUCUGACCAGUCUGGAGGACAGUGCUGCCUCAGAGAGGCGAGGCUCCAAACUGCAGCCUGGGACCAGGAGAUUGCCGUCCCAGGAUGGGAUCAUCUCACCAGAGACUGACAGUGGUUUUGUUGGCUCUGAAAGCAGUCGUCUGACUCCUGCAGCACCUAGUCCUCUCCACCAGAGGGCCAUAGCGAGCCUGUCAGUCCCUGAGGAGCAGAGCUCAGGGAAGCCUCACCACACAGUCCCCGUGUCAGGGCAGCCUCUAUACUCUCCCUGCACCCCCUCACACAGACCACAGAGGCCAACCUUGCUGGAGCACAGUGGAGGCUCUCGUCUGAGCACCCCAAGGCAGGUACGGGGGUCUUCAGGGAGAACCAGAGGGGAGGAAAGGAGGGGCACCUCAGCCUCCAGUUCCCCCCAGCACAGGGGCAGCGGGACCAGUGAGUUUGGACCAGACAGUGACCACAUCCACUCUGCGUCAGGGGAGGAUGAGGGACGUAGUGACCGUUCCACCCGAACGACCCAGCAUCGCUACCAGCCAAGCCCCUCCCCCACUGCACCCUAUCACCAUGGCGAUCCCCUCCGAGCCCUGAGCUCUGGUCAGCUGACCAACCGCAAUGAGGCCAUCCAGUCCCUGCAGGCGGAGGUGGGCAGACUAAAGGAGCGACUAGAGGGCAGUCUGAGACAGACCAACCCUCCCAGUCCUGUUAGAGCUCCCCCCUCAGCCCAGGAUGACCACACACACCCUCUCAGCUCAACACCUCGUACCAGGUCUGCUCAGCGAAGGAGGGAUGGUGGUAGAGAGGAGAGCAGGGAGGAGAGGAGGUUGGGUGAGGAGCAGCAGGUGGAGGAGAGGUCUCCCAGGUUGAAUGCUAGAAGAUCAGCCUCUGUACCCAGACAGAGACCUGAACUGGACAUCACGACAGAGUCGGAGCAUUUCCAGUCCACACCCAGACUUCGGUUCUCCAGGCGUAUCCCAGUGUCCCCUGCAACAUGGGGAGGCAGCCGUGGCAGAGCAGAGACCGUCAGGAACAGCGGAGCCCACACAAGACAGCAUGUCAGUAUGUCUGUAGGUGGAGAUGGUGGUGAUAAACCUGACUGUAGAGGGAGGCAGGCCCCUGUGUGUCCACAAUGUUCCCCACAGACACACAGCCAUGGACACUCUACACGACCAGAUGGGGGUGGUGGUGACACUGAGCCUAUCCACAGUCACACUGGUCUUCAUUCUCGUCACUGUCCUACGUGUGGAAGGUCUCAGACGUACCGGAGCACGAAACACGACCGACGGACAGAGAGCGACUCAGGUCCCGCCCACAGAGGCAGCUGGCCAAUGAGCUCCCCCCAUGGAGAUGUGAGAGGCGUGUUCUUUGCAGCGCCGCCCCCUCCUGUGCUGGGCAGUGUGCCACUGGUCCAGUGUGUGCCAGUGUGCCCGCCAGUUCUGUACUACUCCAGCCCUGUGAUGAAUGUAGCUCCAUCCCACCCCCAGCCCAUCUACGUGUCUCUGGGUGGGGGUGUGGCCACUGUGGUUAGGGGUCAUCAUGAGCAGGUCAGAGGUGGAGCCGGCCGUUCCCUGUCUGCUGACCAGCGCUCUCUGAGCAGCUCUCUGAACCAUGCUAUCGAGGCGGCCAGGGGGAUGAGGGAGGCCUCCCGACGCAUGGCCCGCACCAUCGCCACCGGACUGCACCACCAGGAGGCGCUGUCACAGUCCUGCAUGUACUGAUGGACCAGACUAGACACACACACACCGGGGUUGUAUUCAUUAGUGUACACCGUAGCAAAAUGUUUUGCAACUUAAAAGGAGAACAAGCGUUUCUUAUUGGAGAAGUUCAGGUACUCGUACUCCCUACCCAUUUCGGUUUGGUGUCUAGUGAAUUUGACCCUGGCAAGUCUUUGGACCAGCCACUCUGUACUGACAUGGACAUCUCUAAAUGUGAAGUUAUUGUACUGUGCACUAUAUCUUUAGUAUAACAGUUUGGUAUUUGGGGUAACAUGAAGCAAGUGCCUGGGUACAGAUACUAGGGCCUCAAGCCAGUCCUUAAGCUGCAGGUUUCUUGGUUGCAGGGAGUGAGGAACUACAGACCCUUGACAUCAGUAUUUGAUCAUCACCCAGUGGCUCAGCACUGAUAGGAAAGUAGGGUCUACAAACUGUACUUUUUACAGGUUACUACAGGUUACUUUAUACAGUACAGGUUACUACAGGUUACUUUAUACAGUACAGGUUACUACAGGUUACUUUAUACAGUACAGGUUAUAGCUUUAGAUGAAAGGUGGAGUGGCUAUGUUGAAAUCUCAGGUAUCAUAUAGAACAACCAUUGUGGGAUCUGGCAGCUUAAGUGGACAACAGCAGCAGUUCAUCUCUUACUCAUAAAAAUGCACUAGAAUCUGCAUAUUAAUGAUUUACGUUUCGAAAUAACGGACAUCUGCACAUGUUUAGUUUGCUUUGAAACCUGGAAUUAGUUUUGGACUUUUGUUUUGUUACAUUUGUACAAUGGAUGUGAGACAAAGAAAUUCAAUUGCUGCUAUGGAUCUUCAGAUGAGAUGAAACAUUCACACAUUUUACCCUAAUUUAUUGAUUCUAAAUCAGGGUUCUCCAGCUGGCGGCCUGCAGGUGGUUUCAUUUGAAAUUAUGUUUUAGUCAAACAUAUCCGUUUCAGUUUGCAGUCUACAAAUGAUUUGGAAUUAUGUUCCGGCCCCCUGACCGUUCGCUCAACAAAAAAGAAAUCGUCCCACGGCUGAAUCAAGUUGAUGAUCCCUGUUCUAAAUGGUUUGUUUCAAUUUUAUUCUUCAUCAUUUGUGUAAUAAUGAGUUAAUAAUGUUAGUAAUUGGUCGUGCUGGUCGUAUUUUUAUAGAUGUCUUAGAGUUUGUGUUGAACACAAAAAUAAGACUUAAGAAAUACACAUUUCUAGGAUUUCGGAAAUGCAGAUUUAAAAAAACAAAAACAGAUCCUGACGUCUUUUGUACUAUGAUUUAUUAUCAAACGAUUUUUUUUUAACUAAUAUUUUGUAGCAAAAUAUUUUAAUUUUUGCUUUGAAGCCAAAUAAAUGUUGAUGGUGAAACAACUAA
Molecule: messenger RNA, 6516 nt
Organism: Salvelinus fontinalis (brook trout)
Lineage: Eukaryota; Metazoa; Chordata; Actinopteri; Salmoniformes; Salmonidae
Product: microtubule organization protein AKNA-like
Exons: 23
Coding region: 551-5173 (1540 amino acids)
Biological process (GO): neuroblast delamination; neuroblast division in subventricular zone; epithelial to mesenchymal transition
Cellular component (GO): centrosome
Source: RefSeq, a predicted model, not a curated record